This is a messenger RNA of Linum tenue, 4761 nucleotides long. The record is from the annotation of a GenBank genome assembly. NCBI's taxonomy places the organism in Eukaryota, Viridiplantae, Streptophyta, Magnoliopsida, Malpighiales, Linaceae.
GCCAAUUUUCCCCACUUAGGGCAUUCCUUCCCUCGCUGUCAAAUUCCUGAAGGCCCAAAAGCCUCGAAGAAACGAAGCGAACUGCAGCCUAAAACCCCGCCACCGUCUGCUCCGUCUCUCUUCCUUCCUCCCGCUCGCCACCGCCACCGCCGCCGCUCAGUCGACCUCGUCUCUUCUCCUUCCAGCCUCUGUAGCUCGCGCGCGCGCACCUCCGUCAUCGUCAUUAUGAUCAGAGGCGGGAGGAACUACGUGUCUUCGCCGCCGGUUUUCUCCAACGACUCCAAACGGCUAUUGGUUUGCGCCGGAAACUCCGUCGCCGUCUUCAGCACCGAUACCGGAUUGCAGGUAGCGUCGUUGGACGGCCAUGGGGCGCUUGUGACGGCGGUGAUAGUGGUGCCGGCGACCAGUCCGGGGAGUAAGAUACUGUGCUUUUGCUGGACGGCUUCACUUGAUGGAACUAUUCGGUAUUGGGAUUUCGCGGUCCCGGAGUCGAUUAGGACUGUUGAUAUUAAGCUCCCCGUUCACUCCAUGGUGAUUCCCUCUUUGUUUAAUAAACCAGUUCAAACGAGCGAAAAAGCCGUUCUCGCUUACAUUUCUGUUGAAGUUAAAGAUGCGUCAGAAGAUAAGUCUAAAGUCUUGUUUCAAGUCAGAAAGUGUAACUUAACUGAUGCUCGUCUGGUGGGAGGAGCAGUAUUAGCAGAGACCAAGAAACCAGAGAUAAUCACAAUGAGCUCCUGUGGUGAACUUUUUGGUGUCCGAAGAAAGCGUAAGCUUGACAUAUGGAAAGUCCCAUCUACUGAUUCUGGUCGUACAGUGCUCAAGAAGAUUACCCUACAUCAUACAAAGGCCAUAACAGUUAUGGCGUUCCAUCCUACCCAAAGAAUUCUUGCUGCAGGUGAUGUGACUGGGAGAAUUAUGAUAUGGAGAGGUUUUGGAAACAAAAUGUUUGCCAUGGCUGAUGGGCAUGUAAAUGGAAGUUCAAUGAUUAUGGAGGAAGAAAAUCCUGGUGUGAGGGACAGUGAUGAUGCUGAGUCCUGCACAACAUUGCACUGGCACCCGGCUCAAGUGAAUUUGCUCUCCUUCUCUUCUGAUGGAGCUUAUUUACUUUCAGGUGGAAAAGAAGGUGUUCUUGUAGUCUGGCAGGUGGACACAGGGAAGAAGAAAUUUUUACCCCGAAUCGGAUCUCCACUCUUGCAUUUUACAGACUCUCCAGAUCCGUCAAUUUCAUCAAUAUCUUGUGCAGAUAAUCAGAUCCAUCUAGUUCAAAGGCCUUCAAUGGAGAUCAUGAAGUCUAUCUCUGGAAUAAAGCUCCCAUAUUCACAUCCAGAGAUAUCCAAGGUUAUGUCAAGUGGGGCUUCCUUCGAUCAGAAUGCUGGCUUGGUUGCCUUGCAUACCGAGAGUUAUGCAGUCCAGUUAUACAGCCUCUUUGAUGAUCGUGGAAUUUCGGAGGUUGAGAGAAUUACUCAUUCUUCUGUUAACGCAUACUCUAUUCUAGUUCCCGUUCAAGUUUAUGAGAGAAAUCACCAGCCAGUUGAUGAAGUCACGAUAGUUGUGACAUAUGUAGUCCUAUCUCCAGAUGGUUAUAUACUGUGUACUUCUGAGGUGAGGCUGCCUGAAGAAGGCUUGGGAAACCUUGUUUUCCUUAAGUUUUGGUCCUCAAAGUCGAAGGCUGGAGAUUUCAGCUUGUCGACCAUUGUCUAUGAACCACACAGGGAUGCUGGAAUUUCUGCUAUUGCAUUUCAUCCUAUCCGUCGUAUGGCUGUCAGCUCAUCAUUUGGUGGGGACUUCAAGAUUUGGAUUUCCAACAAUGGGGUUCCUAUGAAAGAAGAAAGUCAGGCAAAUUCUGGAUGGAUUUGCCAUGCCGCUGGCUCCUAUAAAAAAAAGCCAAUGACAGCAGCUGCUUUCUCCCCUGAUGGUUCUGUCCUUGCUGUUGCAGCUGAAACUGUUAUUACGUUGUGGGACCCUGAUAAGAACCUUCUUCUGGCUGUAAUUGGAGAAGCUAUUACGCCAAUCGUGACCCUCUCAUUUGUGGGGAACUCGGACCAUCUUGUUUCAGCAUCUUGGGGUCUAAAGCCGCAACUUGCAGUGUGGAGUCUGUUGAAUCUCUCUACAUGUUGGUCUUACAGGCUUCACGUAGAAGCUAUAGCCAGUUCUCCGAAUAGUUCCUCUUUUGCUGCUCUCAUCCUCCCUUCGGAAUCAGCUGGAAUCUACGACUCUAAUGAAAAAUCGGAUAAAACAGUAGAUGGGUUGAUCCUCUUAUUCGAUUCUGCAGAACCAAAUCCUGUGGCUGUAUGGUCAGUCAAGAAGGCCAGAGGCGGGGCACUAGCGUUCAUCAGAAACCAGUCUUCCGAUCAAGAGAACGCAUCCGACCAGCAACAGGCUGCUCAAACACUGCUUGCAUACAUGAAUGCCGAUCACGAGUAUGUACUGUUUGAUCCAUAUGGGAAGGAAUCAGAUGAACUAAACGUAACUCGGUGGAGGAGUGAAAACAGCAUCGAAGAAGCUGGAAAUUUUGGUUAUGCAUCUCUCUACGGCGAGCUUCUUCCGCCAAUUCCGUCCAGAAAACAAACUCCGUGGACAGUCCCAUCUUUCCCAUCCGAGAGGCCCUGGGAGACAAUCUUCAGCGGACCAUCACACAAUCUUCCACCACUUACUCUACUAUGCGGGCCAUUUUUGGAAGCACUGUUGGAGAAACGAACUACAGUCGUGCAAUGAAUCAGCAAACUGCUACCUACAUCACAGUUGUCAUUUGAAAUGAAGAAUCAAUCAACGAGUUACUUCGUUGCACCGGGACAACAGGCGAAAGGCUCCAUUGAUGGGGCGAAUUUUUUGGCCGUCGGGGCUCCCAGCGCCUCCUCUGACCAUAUAUGAAAGCAGAGCCGGUGGAAAUGCCGGAUUCGCAACAUUGUCUAUGCUGGAGAACAUGAUAUAGAGGUUACUAGUGAAUUCAAUACCCUUCUGGGUAGGUUUGUACCUCGAGUUUGUAACAUUAUCAUCGAUGGUAAAGAACAAAGAGGAAGUAGUAAAUUCACUAUAGGUUAAGCUUGUUUCGCUUCAUUGCGUCGUAUUGUUUCACUGCCAUGUAUGAUUAACAACUUCAGGGUAAGCUUCCUGUCUGAGAACCUCAGUUUCAUCUUAUUUCCUGAACAUGAAAUGGUAGCAUCUGAAAUCAUUUCACUUGAACAUUUACGAGCCAAAAUCACGUACCAGCUCCUGAACAUGACACAAUGAUACAAUUCGUCAUGAUAUCAGCCGGAGUUCUUCACAUCGUAACAACAUCAAAUUCAUACAAUCGAUCAGAUUCGAGAAAAGCUUCACCAUUACAUAGCUUCGAUUCCACCUCUAAAUCAGUUCCUACCGAGAGGUAGAGAUCGACAAGAGUACGUCUCCCUGAAAUCGGACUUCUUCUUCGACGAUGUAAAGAUUGAUGCAUAAACCUCCUUGGUCGCGUUAGCUGGUGCAACAGCAGCAGCCUUGAACCUCUUGUUGUUAGUGCUGCCAACACUCUCAAUCUUCCCAUUCAACUUCUCCGUUUUCGCAGCAACCUUCUCCACAUCCUUACCAUCAACAAUCCCAUGCUUCUUCCCACUCAACCUCUUCCCAGACUCCUCCACUUCACCACCAUCAGCGACGCCUUUAGCCGCAACAACAUCUCCACUCCUCUCCUUCCUCUGCUUCUUAUCCUUCACAACUCUAGCCCUCUCUUCCUCCAUCCUCUCCCUCAAAGCAUCCACUUCCUCCUCGCUCCCAUUGAUCACAACCUUAUCGCGCUCCUCAAACUCCCUGUAACACACCAGACAAGCUUUCGACUUCACCUCCUUCAAAGCCUUGGCACUCAGCACAUGCCCACAUUUCCUCAAAGCGAAGAACUUGUACGUCCCGUUGAACUCCAGCCCCGUGAUCGGGCACUGAAACCACGCAUUGUUCGAUUCCCCACCGGGGAUCGGCUCUAGCUUAACAUCUAUCAUAUCUUUCAAACCUCUGAUGUGAUUAAAAGCCUUUGGGAGCUUCUUACCUAUCAGAGCCUCGACCAAAGCUUCCUUGUUGAACACAUUUCCCAGUCUAUCCAUCACGCAAGGCUGCCGCAGAGUCUCGUAGGAGAGAGCACAGUUCACCCACUUGGAAAGCCGCUGCUCGUUGGGGUCGAUUUUGUCCGGCUUCUUCUCCGCGUACAUUUUUAAGUAGCAGUCGCGGGACUCGGCUCCCGUCGCGCCUCCAUCGCCGCCUCCGCCGCGGAGGCGGUGGCGCAGGGUGAGGGUGGAUAAAGCUGGGACCUGGGGGCUGCCGACAGGGAUGGAAUCGUCGACGAGGAGCUUCCCGUUGGCGGUGAAGUAGAAAGUGUCUGGAUUUCCAUGAUCGGGGAUCAGGGAAAGCUUCAGGUCGCGGAGGGAUAGGGGUUGAGAUGGAUCGAAGGUUAGGGUUUGGAGGCGGCGGGAAUUUGGGGUUCUGAGCAGAAUCUGGCGCGAUUUGGAGUGCAUGUUGGGAAGUAGAAACUCGAAUCAGGCGAGAUUGAGGGGAGAAAUCGGAACCUGGAAAACGACGGAAUUUGUUAUCGUGGUAGCGAAGGAACGAAUCGGCGAUGGCGGAUUCCGACUUCUCCUGGAUCAAAAUUAAAGUUUGCAGAGAAAAUAUCGAGACAGAAGAAGAGAAGAAGACGAAGAACGGUUAUGGGCCUUCACAUACGAGCCCAUAAGGCUUUUUAUAUGUGCGAUUGAAUUUUUGCUUGCGUUUCAAGCCCAAAUAAGCCGGACUAGCAACACC